CCAAUUAGGACGUGCUCAAUUCCCCUGAAACAAUGAAAAUUAGUAAAAAGAAGUGACAAAUUUUGCAGAGGAUUAUGAGAUGUAAAGAGCUGACCAGGCGAAACCCAGAAGAUGUCAACAGUCGUGAUUUUUACGUGUGUUUGUUGUUUUGUUCUGUUGCCUAGCAACAAAAAAAUCCAAAACACUAGCCAUUUCCUUCCGGUCCCGUUACUACGUCGUAAUCCAGUUGGAAAACCAAAGGAUUAGCAGGAAUACCAAUUAGAAAAAGGAAUCCCCACGAAAUCCCCAACGAAUAUUGGAUAACAAACUUCGGAAAGGUUUUCAAAAACCCAAAAUAUUGCAAAUGAGUUCCAGGAGCCGAGCUCCCUAGUCACUAAGCAUCUCCACCAGGGGCCACUUAAAGAAGCCGAAACAUUGAACCUAAACACCGCCAUUGCCUUAGACCUCGAAGACGAGUGAAUAACUAGUACUAGAGGGAUCUAGAAUAGAAUACGAGCUUACCUACUUAGUCAACGAAUUUAGCAACCCAGGUGCAGCCACUACCAUCAUCGGAGCAAAUAACUUUGUGGAGUAGCGAGCGCAAAACAUCAAACCCCAAUGACCACACGCCUGGCUCCACAGCGCCAGUUCAUCCUCUCGACGCGCUCUGCCAUCGUGGAUGCCACCUCGCCACCUGAGGACUCAGCGGAGGAGCAGCAGCAGCUGACUGUCGAGGUGGAGAGCGCCACCAACGGAGUCAUUACCAAUAGCACCACAUCGCCACCGCCGCAUGCCGAGCAGUUCGAGUUCUGCACGGAGGAUGGAGUCGUUGUGUCCGCCACACUGGAGGAUGUCAUGACACAGGUAAAACUUUUCCCCCUCUUGCAGAACUGCCAGCUCUUGCAGAAGAAACUAGUCGACGAGGACGACGAUUCGACGGGAGUAGGAGCAACGGAUGCCGAUCAGCUGGAGGUGAUUAGCGUUGUACUGCCCAUGGAUGCCGAGGACUCGACCAGCGAUGCCCAUCUACACGGGCAUGUGGUGAACAGCAGCAGCGACACCAUGGGUACCAUUACCACCACGGAACCGAAUGGGACCACCGUCACCCACUCGAUACCCAUUCACAGUAUGGCCGAUCUGGCCGCGAUCAAGGAUGGCGUGGAUCUGGCCCAGCAGGUGGCCAAUGGCCAGGUGACCGUGGUGCAGACCACCGAGGACGACGAUGGAACGCCCUUCAUUACCGUGACGGUUUCGGGCCAGGAGCAGAACUACCAAGUGCAAUAUGUGGACUCUGAGCUGUACCACAGCAACUCAAGCCAGACGCAAAUGACGUAUCCGUUCUGCCCAGUGGGGGACUACCAGGGCAACGGCCAGACGGCGUACUACUCGACCACGGGUCAGUACGGAACCACCUCGUCGGCCGGAGGCUCCUCGAACGGAGCUCACUCCACGACGCUGCCGUACCUGGUGCCCGUGGAGGAGGGCAUCCUCCUCAAUGGUUCCGCACACUCGCUGUCGCAGUCGCAGUCACAAUCGCAUGGACGCGAUUCGCCGCACAGCCUGACGGUGAGUAGCAGGGAUUGGGAGCGGGAUGCGGACCGGGUGAACGGAACUAAUCGCCACUGGGUGCAGGAGGUCGCGUACAUCCAGGAGGCGCAGAGCACGCCCCAGACGCCCACCUCGACGACCACGACCCAUUCGGCUAGCGGCGGCAGCCUGGGAACGGGCGGUGGAGGCGCCUCCCCGGAUUCCGACCAGAGUGCGCUCGGCAGCAGCAACAAGAUUGCCUCGGCAACGAUCAAGUGGCUGUCGCGCAACUACGAAACGGCGGAUGGUGUGAGCCUGCCCAGGAGCACGCUGUACAACCAUUACAUGCAGCACUGCAGCGAGCACAAGCUAGAGCCCGUGAAUGCGGCCAGUUUCGGCAAGCUGAUACGUUCCGUGUUCUCCGGACUGCGCACACGUCGCCUGGGCACGCGCGGCAACUCCAAGUACCACUACUAUGGUAUCCGCAUUAAGCCCGGCUCGUUGCUGAACAGCCAGGCGAUGGACGACAAGCAGAUGCUGGCCGCCGGCUACGGACCAUCCUCGGACGGAACCGGCGGACCAGGCAGCGGACCGAUGGUCAGCGUCACCAGCAGCACCGCCGGACAGCUGACCGGAUCCAAUGGAUUGGGCGGUGGCCAUGGCCAGCGGCACAGCAACGGCACCAAGAAGCACACCUUCAAGCCGGAGACCUACGAGGCGUGCAUUCAGUACAUCGGCGAUGGAACCAGUGCCCUGCCCUCGUUUCCGCCCAUCGAGCUGAACCACAGCUUCAACAGCGAACUGACCCUGGAGGACGUGGACACCUUCCGGGGCCUGUAUCGGGAGCAUUGCGAGUCCUUCCUGGACGCCGUGCUCAAUCUGGAGUUCAACACCGUGGAGUUCCUGCUGCGCGACUUCUGGCGGGCCAGCGACAACAAUAAUCUGGACGAGUGCGAGGAGGAGAAGUACUUGAGCAAGACGAAACUGUAUCUGUUGUGCCACUGCGCAGAAGUGCAGAAGUUCGUGCGAGAGGUGGACUACCAAUUCUACCAGAACACCGUCGAUGUCAUCAUACCGGAUGUGCUCCGCUCCAUACCAAACGCCCUGACCCAGGCCAUCAGAAACUUCGCCAAGAACCUGGAGAUCUGGCUAUGUGAGAGCAUGCUGGGCGUGCCGGAGCAGCUUGCCCAGAUCAAGACCAGUGCCGUCUCGGCAUUCUGCCAAACGCUGAGGCGCUACACCUCGCUGAAUCACCUGGCGCAGGCGGCUCGAGCAGUGCUCCAGAAUGGUGCACAGAUCUCCCAGAUGCUAAGCGAUCUCAAUCGUGUCGAUUUCCACAAUGUUCAGGAGCAAGCUGCCUGGGUGAGUCAAUGUGCGCCCGCCGUGGUCCAGCGCUUGGAGAGCGAUUUCAAGGCCGCUCUGCAGCAGCAGAGCUCCCUGGAACAGUGGGCCAGCUGGCUGCAACUGGUGGUGGAAUCGGCCAUGGAGGAGUACAACGGGAAGCCGACUUAUGCCAGAGCCGCCCGCCAGUUUCUGCUAAAGUGGAGCUUCUACAGCUCUAUGAUCAUUCGUGACCUGACGCUGAGAUCCGCCUCCAGCUUCGGGAGCUUCCACCUAAUUCGCUUGCUGUUCGAUGAGUACAUGUUCUACCUGGUGGAGCACAAAAUCGCCGAGGCACAAGACAAAACAGCCAUUGCGGUCAUUUGCGAAAGAAUGAAAAAGGACAUGGACUUUGAGUUCGAGUGCCAGUUCGCCUACAUUACCAGCGACACGGAGCACCAGACGACUCCGAGCUCGGCCAGCAGUGGAGGCGACGUGGGCAACGAGGCCAAGCGACUGAAGCAGGAAUGAGGCCCCGAGAUUUGGAUGUCCAUGUGGAUGCAGUGGCUGGCAUGGAGCGGCAUAUUCGUAGUGUUUAUGUAACCAGUAACCGUUGACCCCAUCAGUGUGCACCCCCAGCCCCUGUCGUCACCAGUCAUUCAGCUCUGCAUUUAAUAAUGGAACCGUGUUGUAUAUCCGUAAUCGUAUCGUAUCUGUGUGCUAGUUUAUAGCCCUUAGUUCCCUCACAACCAGCGUAGUCAGUCAAAAUUUUAGUCGUUAGUUUUAGGCAGGAUCCUCACUCAUAUGCAGGAAAAGAUCUUUUGGACGGGCACUUGCGAAAAUAGAAAUGUCAUGAUAUUGUUCACUUUUAACCAUUUCUGUUGGAGAUUAGGCAAACUGUUCACUGAAUGUACGUUUUCAGAGUAUAUUACUUUUGGUUUAGUAACUAAGCCAUUGUUUUAUGAUAUGGGUCUUAGCUUGUUGACCGCCCAAGGGAGCUUUAACUGGGAUUUGUCGAGUGUUGGACUGCCCCCGCAUCGAAGUGAAGAGCCGUCCAGAGAGCAAGCAAGUUGAAAGCCAGUGCGACAGCAUCGUCUGGUCUUGUCUGGCCUGAUCUGUAUUCGUAGGAUACGUUUUAGUUUAAGUACAUGUGCAUUAAUAAUUGUAAUCAACUGUCUACGAUAACGAUGGGUUUGGAGGUGGCAUCAGUUUUGUCUGGUUUCAACAAACGAUCUUGUAUAUCAUAGCGCACGGCGCACACCACACACAUAGUCUUAGCACCCACACGCGCACUCAGAGGAAUUAGUCAGGAAGGAUAUAGAUUAUAGCGAAGGAACACAGCUCACAUCGAACAGCUUGCUCAAGUUGAAGUUCAAGUUCUAGAGGAACACCCAGCUCAAAACUCAAAACGCAAAACACAAACCUAAGCUAAGUAAACAACAGGCCUUAAAUGUGCAAAGAUGAACACUCAAUUUUGAAACAAUACAAUUUACCAUACCUAUAUAUUAAUUAUACAUAAAGAUUCAUAAGCGUACGUGUAUGUAUAUUUUAACUACAAGGAAUCAUUUUAUUACGAAACAUGUAUUUUAACAGAGGCGCUUAUCAGAGUAUUUUAUGCCAUUUUGGAUAAGAGUACGAGCAGCUAGCGAAACUGUUUUUUUAAGUCAACUAAGGGGUAUGAGAUACGCAGGACACGAACUGCAUCGGUAUCCAACAGUCUAGUCCUAGAAAGCACACAUCUGAAUUAUAUGCUCUGUACGGCCCAAGAAACCGACGAUAAUUACCAGCAUUUCCUUUGUGGGAACUGGUUUUGCUCAAAUUGCGAAAUGCUUAGCUAGCAUCUAAGUUCUAUUGGUUGUUGAAAAAUAAAAGUAAUUUGAAAACUGAAAUUUUAAAAUGUCAAAACUAUUUAUGUAUGUGAAAUAAAAAUGGUC
Drosophila melanogaster (fruit fly) is the source of this 4760-nucleotide messenger RNA. RefSeq names its product Rfx (gene Rfx). The transcript is spliced from 10 exons. Gene Ontology annotation, cellular component: nucleus. The record is from RefSeq and is marked reviewed. Gene Ontology annotation, molecular function: DNA binding; DNA-binding transcription factor activity. NCBI's taxonomy places the organism in Eukaryota, Metazoa, Arthropoda, Insecta, Diptera, Drosophilidae. Bases 598 to 3357 code for a protein of 919 amino acids. Gene Ontology annotation, biological process: regulation of DNA-templated transcription; DNA-templated transcription.